AUGCUACUAUGCUGCUGUCCUUUUCCCCACCAAAUCCAGACCUGUGCUCCGCGCUCGCCGUUUCACCCGAGCUGCUUGCCGCGGAGCGUGCUCAGCUCCGGCGAGCAGGGGAGGAGCAAAAAGAGCAAGUUCCACCGCGUCAGGGCGCAGGUUCUCAAGCCCAAGAACCAGUCUUUGCGCUCUCAAUCCCACCGAGCUGAUGGCCACGGGGACCUUGCGGAUAGAAUCCCGAGAAAGGAUUUGCCUUGUUCCGCGGCGCCGUCACUGCCGGACGCCGAGGCGGUCGCGUUCUGGCUGCGUUUCUGCCGGAGCGCGCUCGACGUCCGGAGAACGCACGCGGUUGCCCUGCGGUCGCUCGGCGGCCUGGGAUUGUUCGUGUCCAACAAUCUGAUCAGCGCUUAUGUGCGGUUAGACGAGGCUUCUAAUGCUAGGAAGGUGUUCGACGGAAUGCGCGAGAGGAGCGUCGUGUCGUGGACGGCAAUGAUGAACGGGUAUCAGAAGCUUGGCCGCCACGGUGAGGUUGUGAGGCUUUUGAUGGAUAUGCUGGCCGCUGGCGUCCAAGGUAACAGCUUGACUUUUGUUUGCCUGUUGAAAUCUUGUGGGGAGCGAUGUGAUGCCAAGUUGGGGCAACAGGUCCACUGUUGCGUUGUGAAGGGUGGCUGGAGCAAUGUGAUAGUGGACAGCGCUGUCGCACACUUCUAUGCUCAAUGCGGUGAUGUUGCCGCUGCUUCAACUGUGUUUGAUAGGAUGGCUUCCCGUGAUGUUGUCUCAUGGACAACAAUGAUCACGGCUUAUGUGCAGCACGGGCAUGGUGACAAAGCUCUUCACAUGUUUCCAAAAAUGGUGUCUGAGGGAUUUCGCCCCAACGAGUUCACUGUUUGCAGCGCCCUCAAGGCUUGUGCAGAGGAGAAGGCUCUAAGAUUUGGGAAGCAGUUGCAUGGUGCGAUUGUGAAAAAGCUGUACAAAUAUGAUAUCCAUGUCGGGAGCGCACUUGUCACUAUGUAUGCCAGAUGUGGUGAGGUAUUUGAUGCUCAGGCAGUGUUUCAUAAGAUGCCAAGAAGAAACACUAUUACAUGGACUUCAAUGAUCUCUGGAUACGCUCAAAGUGGCUGUGGUGAAGAAGCUGUCUUGUUGUUCCGAAAGAUGAAGAUGCGCAGAGUAUUUGUUAACCACCUUACUGUUGUUGGCCUCCUUAGUGCUUGUGGCUCUAUGCAGUCAAUUUAUCUUGGAAAAGAACUUCAUGCACAGAUAAUGAAGAACUGUAUGGAAGAGAAUCUUCAGAUUGGGAGUACACUUGUUUGGUUUUACUCCAGAUGUGGGGAGCAUACUUAUGCUGCAAGGAUUCUAGAAGCGAUGCCUGACCGUGAUGCUGUUGCAUGGACAGCUAUGAUUUCGGGCUAUAACAAUCUUGGCCAUAAUGUUGAAGCACUAAAGUCAUUAGAUGAGAUGUUAUGGGACGGUGUGGCACCAAAUACUUACACUUAUUCCUCAGCUUUGAGAGCUUGUGCUAGAUUGGAGGCUCUGCGAGAUGGAAGGAGGAUCCAUGGUGUUGUUAACAAGACCCAAGCUUUCUCAAAUGUCUUUGUGGGAUGCUCACUGAUUGAUAUGUACAUGCGGUGUGGAAAAGUUGAUGAAGCUCGUAGAGUCUUCGAUGCCAUGCCAGAGCACAACUUAGUAACAUGGAAAGUGAUGAUUACAGGAUUUACUCAGAAUGGCCUUUGUGGAGAGGCUUUAAAAUACAUGUACCUAAUGCAGCAAGAAGGGUAUGAUGUUGAUGACUUUGUGCUUUCGACAGUUUUGUCUUCAUGUGGAGAUCUUCAGUUGAAAUCAGACUGCAUCCAUUUCAUAGUUCAAUAA
Molecule: messenger RNA, 1857 nt
Organism: Miscanthus lutarioriparius
Lineage: Eukaryota; Viridiplantae; Streptophyta; Magnoliopsida; Poales; Poaceae
Source: the annotation of a GenBank genome assembly